AAUACCUGGCCAGAAAAGGACAAAACAUUUACUUUUCAUUUUACAGAAUGGCAUCCAGUUAUACUGCUAGGUAUCUUCAAAUGAAACUGAAGGACCCAAGGAGAGCUGCACGCCAGUCUGCAGAAGGAAUGAGCCAUGAACCAAAGUCAUCUGCCCUGAGUAUAAUCUCAGCAACACAGAGGACCACAGCAACUGUGAAUCCCUUAUCUGAAUCCGCACUGAAUGGACCAGUUGUCAGAAAUGACAAUCAAACAGGUCAUGGGACACCAAACAUCCGAGGAGGUCAUACAGCUAGCUUUGCUGCAGCCCUUCGAAAACUGGCCAAGCAAGCAGAAGAACCAAGAGGCUCUUUACAUUGUAGUGAACAUGCUCCUAUAUCGUCACCAGUCGCUAAUCAUGGUUCUCCUGCUGGCACCCCCAAACGGGCUCCAGGAACAAUAAUAGUUCCACCUGGAACCCAAAGAGUGGCAAAUACUCCACCUGUAGUUACUAUUGCUCCAACACAAACUAUCAAUGGACUUUGGAGAGGAGACGGUCGACAGCCCUCAGGCAGAAUCCUGAGAUCCAGAAGUUCCGAUCACCCACUUUCUACAGAGUCUUUAUUAAAAAAUGAUAAGUCACCAGUGCCCACACAUGCUGCUCUCUCACAUCCAGCUUUCUAUUUAUCCAGCCAUCCCAUCCAAGAUUCACCCUAUUCAACCAUCAAUUUGCAGAGACCUGUUCCACACCUGGUAACUUCCGGCAGCAGAGCAGAUGAUUUCCUCGCAUGCUUCCGUCCAGAUCAUGAACAAGAUGAAAUGCAGACAUUGUCUUCUCUACCUUCAAUGGGAUUGAAUUCUACAACAGCUAAUACAGCUGCAACUUUCUACCAUCCUGCCUUCCUACCUCAUCUACCUUAUCAACACCCGCCGUACAGAAUCGAUGACCCUUAUUUCCUAUCAAUUCGACAACCAUUUUUCCACAUUCCACAGCCUGGUACCAUUUCAUCCAUCCAAGCUACCAACAUGAAACUCUCCCUCAGUGGUAUGAGAGGCCCAUCAGGCGUAGCACAAACAUCAUUCUCAGGCAUUCCCUCAGAUCAUUUGUCGGUUCAUACAGUAAGAAGGUUACAGGUAAAUGAUGAACUGAGAGAACAAGAAAAGGCUCCUGAACAUGAGAAAAAAGAUUGGAAACAAGGAGUUCAUCAAGAAAGGGAAGCUGAAGUACUAACAGAAAAAGGCAGGAAAAGAGAAAAGCAGCAAGAAAUGGAAUGGGAGAAAGGGAUUAAACGGAGAAAAGAAAUGAAACAAGAAAAAGAUCUCAAAACUGAAUAUGGUUUAGAAAAGAAUGCAGUUCUGAUCAAUGGUACAACAAAAAGACAUACGGAGGAAUGGAAGGAUUUCAAGUCUGCAGUGAAACAGCUAGAGAAAGUUAAACAGCCUUCUCCAGGAAGUGGAAAAAUUCGAACAGUGCCUCUGGAACAUAUAGCCCUACCUGUUUCCUCUUCCCUACUUAGUAUCCCCUCAAAUACUUCCUCGUACUCUUCAACCUUGGAGGGGAAGUAUGCACUGUAUCACCACCAUCACCAGCAGUGGAUGGAUAAACAUCCAGGACAUGGUGUUGACUUUCAUCAGCAUCACCUUCAGCAUCUUCAUAGGGAGCAAGGGCACCUUUUUUCAGAACAAAAACAAGACAGGAGUAGAUCUCUUCUCAAAGAUCCAAAUCAACACCAGCCACUACACAUAGGAGUCCCCCCACCUCUCAUCUCACCACAAUACCCUUUGAAAGAGACUUCCCCACUGUUGAGGCCCUUCAUUUCUGCCCACGCACUUCAACCAGCUCAAGCACUUAACUACAGCACUAAUUACUCUAAAGUUAACCAUGAAUCAACGAAGGAUUCAGAAAGACAUCAGAAUAUUAAUAUGAGGAAUGACGCUUCGAAUAAGACUGCUGGAGAGCACUUUAACCCACCACUUCCUAAAUCUUGCACUGCUAAAUAUAUGAAUGAAAACAAGAAAUCUGGAAUAUCAAGUUUAAGACUCGGUACAGGGCCACACCUGAAGGGCCAAAGUUCUAAUCAUCAGUCCAUAAACCACAUUUCAACUAGGCAUCUUGAAGAAUUGCAAGAAGAAUGCUUGGAUUUAUCCACCACCUCUGGAGCAACCGAUCUGAGUCAGAAAAACAAAAAGAUUACUCCAGUGCCCAAUAGGUAUACACUUUAUAGCAAUGAUGCCACUACCAGCAGGUACAACGAUGAGCUUCUACUCCAGCAGCCUGUUGUCAGCAAGUUAGAUUUGGCAGAAAAGAAACUAAAAGAAGCUAGGAUGAAUGGAGAAUUUUCUGGCUGCGAUUCUUCAGAUGAAGUAUUCUGCAAAGGAGAUAUGAAAAAUAGGAUAUGCAGUCAGGCUGAGCAACCUCCUCUUAAACUGGAUGAUGCUCCCAGGAAAAUGCUGUUUCUCAGGGCUGUGGGCCUAACCACUCAGAGAAAAAAAGAUCAAGUCAUACAGGAAAAGACGACAAAACAGCACGGGACGCUGAGAGUACAGAGCCCUUCCCCACUUUGCUUAGAGCAGAAACAAUGCUCUCCUCUUCCUCCUCAAGUAGAUUCUUUAAGCCAUUCGCCAGAUGAACUGAAUAAGGCAUCUGAUUUUGAGGAAAAGAAACAAUUUCUUGCACUCUUCAACUUAAAGCACUUGAGCACUGCACAGCGGAAAGAUUCACCUGGCUAUCCAGAUGUGGCUAACGUCAGUCAUCUCUCAGUCAUUCCACCUGACAGCAAUCCAACUGCUUGCUGUCAGGAAGAGCUGCCAGCUCAGCCUCAGGCAGAGCAAUACAGGCCACUGCUCACACCAGAAGCAUCAGAGCUUAUGUCAAAAGAUCACACAAGCAACGUAAAUGGGAACAAAUCUGACAAGCUGGGAGCUGCAGAUUCUGGCAGCACCUCAAGUGAUGAGGCCAAACCAUCUGGGACAGUAAAUGACCAGAAUAAAAAAUUCAAACUGGAUACAUUUUUUCAGGAGUUCCAGGAGUCUAAAUUGGAAAGCACUAAACAACAGGCUUCAGAUCAACCAAACGUGGUUGUUCAGCACAGUGACAGCUCAUUGGUUCAGAGUUCAUCAUUGUGUGACAAACUAAAAGAGCAAGUAUUUCAGAUGUUGCAUCAGAGCAGACAAGUUGGCCCUCAGCCUGAUGGACUAGACAGUGAGGAAGAAGUAGAUCAACAGCUAAAAUGGAAAGGUGUAACAGCUGUUCUUGAAGCCUACCAAGAAUACUUUGAAGAAAAAGAUCUGGAGCAGCAAAUUCUUCAGGAACAACUGAAUCGUCUUAAGGAAAGAAAUCAUGAAUUGAAUUUGACAGCAGAGCACCUCAGUUCACACAUGUUGGAUUUGCAGUUAAGUAAACAGAGAUAUGAAGUGGAGCGUCAGCAUCAGCAGGCUGCCCUCUGCCAUCUACGCAAGUGCCUUGAUCUGACACAUUGCUUGCCAACAUCGUCAUUCAGGUGAAGUGAGGAGCUUCACGUUCACUGAGCAAAGGUGAAACCUUAGUGGUGAAAUGUGUGCUCUGAGUUUAAACUGUUCAUUUCAAAGAGAUUGAUUACCUUCCAUUUGUACCAUUAUCAUUUGUUUCAAGGAUACAGUAUGGAGGUUUUCAAAUUAUCUUCAAAAUGAAGCUCUCCAGGAGACUCCUAUUGCCAAACAGCUCAGCUUGCAUGCUUAGUCUGCUCAGCCAAGCUUGAUCCAAAGCUACUAUAGCUUUAUCAGUGAUACACCAAGGGUUAAAAUGCAAAGCAGGAUGUAGACACCUGGAAGCUUCAGGUGUUAUAUUAAAUGAUGCAGUAAAGGCCACACUAAAUAAAUGAAUAAAUAGUUUUAGUGCCUUUAUGUAUUAAAUGGAAAUAAUAUUUUUGUUUUGGUUAAAUUUUAGCAGCGGAAAAUGCAUCUUUGUGAGUUUGUAUCAGAAGGACAAUGAGCCCAAAACCCAAUUAUGUGAAAUAAUUUGAACAUGCAAGCUUCUAAACAAAUUAUUAUAAACUAUUCAUUUUAUUUAUAGCCUCAAUAGAUUUUAAGGGUAAAGUCAUAAGCAUUUAACAGUCACCAAAUUCCUCCCUUUAACGAAAGAGUUAACUUACUUUAGGUUAUUUUCUUUGUUGAAAUAAAGUGAUGAAUCUGAAAUAAAUGCUUUCAGAACUCGUACUCACUGUAUUCUUUAAUGUAAUUUUCUUUUAAUGCUACCCUUUGCCCAGCAUGUGGUGCUUCGUACUUUUGAUAUUUAUAUAUAUUCACAUUAAACAGUCUUUUGAUUUGUAUAUUUAUAGCAUUGUUCAGUGAUCAUAAAGUUAAAAGUAUAUUUUGAUGUUUUGCAGCAGGUUUGCUUUUAAUCCAGUUGUUGGUAAUUAAAAGGUACAGAUUUACAAUGAAAUAAAUAGCUAAAUAGAGAGCUAGGGACUGAAUUUUGUAAAGGAAUAGAUCUGUUAUUUUUAUUUUGUGGCAUAAAUAAUGUAAAUGUUAAGGAAAAAUUACCUUUUACAACACAACACCACUUUAAAUAUAAGAAAUUACUUUAAGUAAUCUUUCUAUAUUUUGUUGUAUUGAAGCUACUUAUAGCAGAAAUUUUGCAGUGACAGAUUAAUGAAACUGGCCUCACUCUGAAUAAGGAUCAUAAAAGCCUUUAUUUCCAAGCAUCAUGAUGAUUUUAGCAUGCAAUGCCAUAUAAAUUUUUCUCAGUUUCCAAUAAAGGUGAAAAUUCAAGUGAAUUCUAGUUAGUUGAAAAUAGUCUAAAAUAAUUUUAAUUGCAGGAGUUAUAACUGUAAUCUUUACAAGAGUUGUUAUAUACAAUCUGAUGCAUUUUUGUGCAAUGAAAUAUUUUUGUUCAAAAUACUAGCCUUGUGCUAUUAAAACUUUGCUUCCAUUAAGCAUUUUGUAGCAGUUACUAAAAAGAUAGCUUUAGAUAGCUUUAGACUAUUUUUAGUAGUUCCUCAAAUAAAUUAUCAGAAAAAAAUUUGCAAUUGUGACUGUUUUCUUGAAGUCCUCUGACUAAGUUGCUUUUCAUUCAUUCAUUAUGUUAAACACUGGCCAAAUGAACAAACCAACUGUCGCAUUCUUAGAUAAGAUUAGCCUAGUUGUUUGUUAGCAAAGCCUAGGUUUUACCACAGCAGUUGUUUUCAAAAUGUAGCAGGUAUUUAUUACUUUAAGUCAUGAUUUUAAAUGUUUAUUCAUUUUGUCUGCUGUGACUAAAAUAAGCAUUUGUUAAUAAAA
Mobula hypostoma (lesser devil ray) is the source of this 5234-nucleotide messenger RNA. Its product is annotated as genetic suppressor element 1-like. The coding region runs from base 48 to 3482 and encodes 1144 amino acids. Lineage: Eukaryota; Metazoa; Chordata; Chondrichthyes; Myliobatiformes; Myliobatidae. The transcript is spliced from 15 exons. The record is from RefSeq and is a predicted model, not a curated record.